Drosophila pseudoobscura is the source of this 1444-nucleotide messenger RNA. It is a transcript of the gene Sbp2, whose product is annotated as SECIS-binding protein 2. The coding region runs from base 136 to 1113 and encodes 325 amino acids. The transcript has 4 exons. Gene Ontology annotation, cellular component: ribonucleoprotein complex. Gene Ontology annotation, molecular function: ribonucleoprotein complex binding; selenocysteine insertion sequence binding; mRNA 3'-UTR binding. Gene Ontology annotation, biological process: selenocysteine incorporation. Lineage: Eukaryota; Metazoa; Arthropoda; Insecta; Diptera; Drosophilidae. The record is from RefSeq and is a predicted model, not a curated record.
UUGCACAAAUUUUUAAUUUAAUUAACGCAGUUUAUAUUAAAAAAGUAAACAGUAAAAGUGAUUAAUUAACGCAUAUGCGCUGGUCAGUGUUGUGUUUGUCUGUGAUCGAUAUCGGCUGUGCAGUAAAGGAAAACAAUGGAAAAAUUCGGAAAAAUGCUGCGCCGUUCGGACAAAUUAAAUAUUAUAGAUCACAACACGUUCCACAAAAUCCAAAAGGAUGAAGGAGAAACAGCCCCAAGACUACCUCGCAGCUCCAAGUACAAAAAUAAGCACAAGAAGCCCCAGCUGCAAUGCCCGCUCCUCGAUUUUGUUGUCAAGUCGCGACAGACGCAAAAGCAGAACAAGGCUAAAAAGCUAAGGCGUCCACAUCUGACCAUCACAAAACCCCUAUAUGAAGCAAAGCGCAAAGGGAAAACUCGCCUUAAUCCCAAGAAAAAGGUCACUGGAUUGAAAAUGAUGAUAUGCAGCUAUCGCAGGCUGAAGAAGCAAAAUAUGUUAAACGUUCCAAUCCCUAAAUACGAGGAGGAGCUCAGAAAGAAGCUGGAUUGCCUGUUGCUGGAUACAGAGGUUUCUAAAGAAAGGGAGCAGAAACUGGAAAAACUCCGUGCCAAAGAGGAACAUCUACAAGACAAAGUCCAUCCAAUACAUUCGCGACGCUUCAGAAGCUAUUGCGACAACUCCACCAGGCCACAGCUUAAGCUGUUAACCACCCAGCUCUUGAAGGAUCUGAGUCGCUUCCAGAAACGCGCUUAUACCAAAAACGAGAUCAAGGCACGGGCACAUCCUCGCUUCGUUUUGGGCAUCCGGGAGGCUUUAGCGCGGCUACGUAUACAAAAAGUAAAAUUUCUAAUCAUGGCCACCGAUUGUGAGAUUUGCCCAGGAGAACGUGGCCUGGACGAAACGAUUGAUGGCUUGAAGGACUUGUGCCAGCAGCAAAAAGUGCCCUACUGCUUCUCGCUUUUACGACGCGAGCUGUCCUAUGCCCUUCAGAAGCGUGCACAGAUCUCUUGUGUGGCCAUUUUGGAUUACGAUGGGGCCAAUGUCAUAUUUAAUGAUCUUCUCAGUGAGUUGAAAGAGGCCAAAGCAGAGUACAAACAAAUGACUGCAGUGUGAUGGUUUUUUAUGUGCUGAAAUUGAACAUAAGUGCAGGAAAAGGUGCAAACAAGACAAAAUAUACAUCAGCAUCAUCUUCAAACUGUUGGCGUUAGCAUGGUGGUAGUAACCAGAUCGUACAAAGUGGAGCUACCAUUGUCCAUUUCAGUGGCAGCGCCAACCAAGCUGGCGGUAUCAUUCAGCGAAUUGAAUGUCUGAAUGGCCUCCUUGGCCUGCUGGGCGGCCAAAUUGAACUGAAUCAAUAUGAUGAGGUAGCUGGUGAUGCCACCACUGACGCCGUAUAACGUUUCCAUGUCCAAAGUGAAGAAUCCGCAGGCGGAGAAGUCCACCG